This is a messenger RNA of Colias croceus (clouded yellow), 1464 nucleotides long. RefSeq lists its product as uncharacterized. Bases 432 to 1238 code for a protein of 268 amino acids. Lineage: Eukaryota; Metazoa; Arthropoda; Insecta; Lepidoptera; Pieridae. The transcript is spliced from 2 exons. The record is from RefSeq and is a predicted model, not a curated record.
AGUUUGUAAUAUUGUUUAUAUAUUGUAGGUGCUGUGCUGACGCAGGAUUUUCGGCCGCGUCGCACAGUCACAUAGCGUCGCCCCUCAGUUGUCCCAUAGCUCGCGCCACCGACCCACGUUUUGUAGUUAGUGAAUAUAAAUAAUAUAUUUUUGUGUAAUUUAGAAGAAAUAUAAAAUUUAAUUGGCCGCUAUCUUUAAUUUCAUCUCCCUACACACAGCUACACUAAAUUGGUGACCCCGACGUGAUCUCGACCGGCGUGAUAUAUCGACGUGAGUGUGUAGUAGGGAGAAUAAAUAUUCAAAAUUAAUAUAUAAAUAUAUAUAUACGGACAACUCAAGAAGAAACUACAGGGCGGUGGCAGCGGUAAAAUUUAAAUAACUAAAUAAAAUUUAAUAACACAUAAAAGUACAUAUAAAAAUUAAAUAUCACCAUGGAACCGGUUAAAGAAGAAUUUGCAAGUUUAUCGUCAAUCUCCAUUACGUCCCGCAUCCCAGAUUUUUGGAAGAAAUCGCCGAAAAUAUGGUUUAUACAAACGGAAGCAGUUUUAUCGCCACAGAAAAUGUCAGAUGAAGCGAAAUACCAAAUAGUAAUUUCUAAAUUAACGCCAGAAGUCAUCGAGCAAGUCACGGACAUUUUAAUUAGCCCGCCGGAGACAGGAAAAUAUGAAAAAUUAAAAAGAAGAUUAUUACAAAUUUUUGAAGAAUCGGAAGAUCGACAAAUAAAAAAAUUAAUUGGCGAAAUGGAAUUGGGUGAUCAAAAACCGUCACAAUUAAUGAGGAAAAUGCAAGAUUUGGCGCGUGGACGAGUAACAACAGAAACACUUCUAGUUUUAUGGCAAAAUUUAUUACCGCCGGCAAUAAGAGCUGUGUUAGCCGUAUCCGAGAGUAAAAGUGAAGAUAUUUUAGCAUCAAUAGCAGAUAAAGUUAUGGAGAGCAUGACACCCUUAAACUCGGUAUCAGCAGUUCAACAGUCCAGUUUAAGCAACAGUCCAGAAAAUAAUUUGAUUGGUGAGAUAGAAAAAUUAAAUAAUCGACUGAGAAGAUUGGAAACAAGAAAUAAUACAUCAAAUUUUAGAACGAGGUCACGAUCCAGGUCAAGAGGUAGAUUUCAACGUAAUCAAAGGCAUAAUCCCAAUUGGCUUUGUAAAUACCAUUACAAAUAUAAAAACAAAGCGACGAAAUGUGUGAAACCGUGCAACUGGAAACCUAGUCAGCGUGAGAAACCAGCGGAAAACUAGCAUCGGUGCAGCCAGCGACGGGUGCCUGCGACCGAGUCUACAGAAAUAACCGUCUCAGUGUUUUGGACAGAAAUUCAGGACUAAACUUUUUAGUUGAUAGUGGUGCAAAUGUGUCCGUCAUCCCGCGUAGUGUGGUGUAUGAGACGCCAAAACACGAUGUUUGUCACUAUAUCGAGACGACAGGACCGCCGGUGCAUGCGAGAGCGAGGCAGCUUCCUCCUGACAG